ACGUCAUAACCCAGCGCCGACAUCCCCAAGAUGGCGCUGCCAACCACGUCUUCUGUCUUCAGCUUCCUGCUUCCUUUCCAUGUGGUCAGGAAGCAUAGUUCGGCCCCGGGAGCUGGUAAUGUGGUAUCUGUAGUCCCCGUCCGCUAUAACCAUGCAGGUGUCUAAUGUGAACGACGUGAAGAUCUAUAACCUGAGCUGCGGCAAGUCCCUGCCGGAGUGGCUUUCUGACCGUAAGAAGAGGGCGCUACAGAAAAAAGAUGUUGAUGUUCGGAGAAGGAUCGAACUUAUCCAGGACUUUGAAAUGCCCACGGUCAGCACCAACAUCAGGGUCUCCAGAGAUGGACAGUAUAUUAUGGCAACCGGGACGUACAAGCCUCGCGUCCGCUGUUAUGACACUUACCAGCUGUCUCUGAAGUUUGAGAGGUGCCUGGAUUCAGAAGUGAUUAAAUUUGACAUCUUAUCAGAGGAUUAUUCAAAGAUUGUCUUCCUCCAUAGUGACCGAUACGUAGAGUUCCAUUCACAGCAUGGCUUCUACUACAAACUGAGGAUACCAAAGUUUGGCCGAGACUUUUCCUACCACUACCCUUCCUGUGACCUGUAUUUUGUUGGAGCAAGUUCUCAGGUGUAUCGGUUAAAUUUAGAGCAGGGACGCUACCUGAACUCCCUUCAGACUGAUGCAUCACAGAUUAACGCCUGUGACAUCAAUCCCGCGCACCAUUUGUUUGCGGCAGGCACGCUCGAGGGUAAAGUGGAAUGCUGGGACCCCCGGGUAAGGAGUCGUGUGGGGAUUCUGGACUGUGCCAUGGGCAGUGUAACUGAGGACACAGAGAUUGAGGGUUUACCAUCCGUUUCUGCCCUGAAGUUUAAUGGACCUUUGCACUUGGCUGUGGGCACGUCAACAGGACAGGUUCUUCUGUAUGAUCUUCGCUCCAACCGACCGCUGCUAGUAAAGGAUCACCAGUACGGCCUGCCCAUCAAAUCCAUACAGUUUCACGAUCCAUUAGAGCUUGUUAUAUCUUCUGAUUCCAGAAUCAUCAAAAUGUGGAACAAGGAUAAUGGCAAAGUUCUUACCUCUCUUGAACCUGAGGCCGAUGUGAAUGAUGUUUGUCUGUAUCCUAAUUCAGGAAUGCUGUUCACAGCUAGCGAAGCUCCUAAGAUGAAUGUCUAUUAUAUUCCGGCACUGGGCCCUGCUCCCAGAUGGUGCUCGUUCUUAGACAACCUGACUGAGGAGUUGGAAGAAAACCCUGAAAACACAGUCUAUGACGACUACAAGUUUGUCACUAAAAAAGAUCUGGAUGACCUUGGACUGUCCCAUCUGGUUGGAUCACCCAUGCUCCGGGCUUACAUGCAUGGCUAUUUUAUUGAUAUACGGUUGUAUCAUAAGGUGAAAGCCAUGGUCAAUCCAUUUGCUUAUGAAGAAUACAGGAGGGAGAAGAUAAGGCAGAAGAUUGAGGAGACCCGUGCUCAGCGCGUUCAGAUCAAGAAAUUACCAAAGGUGAAUAAGGAGCUCGCUCUCAAACUUCUAGAAGAGGAAGAUGGGGAACUUCCCUUACUGAAGAAAAAGCAAAAGAAAAUGCCCAAUAUUCUCUCCGAUGACCGAUUUAAAGUCAUGUUUGAGAAUCCCGACUUCCAAGUGGAUGAGCGUAGUGAGGAGUUCAGGCUGAUCAACCCACUGGUGUCUAAAGUCAGUGAGAAGAGGAAGAAGAAGUUGAAGGCGAUGGAAAUGCAGCAGGAGAAGGAGGAAGAGGAAGAGCCAGAAGGAAAGCCAAGUGAUGCAGAGAGCUCCGAGACUUCCGACGAUGAAAAGGGAUGGGUCGAAGAGGUCAGGAAACAGCGCAAACUCUUACGCCAAGAGGAAAGAUCCAAGAGGCAGGAAAGGGAGAAGGAGGAUCGGCAGGCAUCCCUCAAGCCUCAGUUCUAUGAGAUAAAAGCCGGGGAGGAGUUCCGAAGCUUCCAGGAUGCUGCCAGAAAGCAAAAGAUGAUGAGGAAAACACUUGAAGACCGGCUGAAGGUAGAAGAGAAGCUCGGAACACUCAACGUGGCCGACACAGCCGUGGGCAGCAAACAGUUAACGUUCCAGCUGAAGAGGUCUGAGCAACAAAAGAAGCGACAAGAAGCUGAGAAACAACACAAAGAGGAGAGGAAGAAGCUGCGGCGCUCUGCAGGACACUUGAGGAGUAAACCCGCCAGGGGGAGGCCGACCUACUGAGAGACUUCACAUUUUCUAGAGAACUUUAUGAUGGAUGGCUGCGACGUGUGGGACUGUGAGCCGUGCGUUUCCAACAUGACAUCCUUGUGUCACCACUUGUGCCAGACUGAGAGAGUCUGCCGGGUGUGAUGAAGCUUUGUAUGAUGUCCAUGCCUAUAAAUAAAGCUUCAUUUAUUUUUUAUUUAAUUUUACUUUGAUACUAA
Messenger RNA from Hyla sarda, 2412 nucleotides. RefSeq names its product nucleolar protein 10 (gene NOL10). Gene Ontology annotation, cellular component: small-subunit processome; 90S preribosome; nucleus. The record is from RefSeq and is a predicted model, not a curated record. Gene Ontology annotation, biological process: maturation of SSU-rRNA from tricistronic rRNA transcript (SSU-rRNA, 5.8S rRNA, LSU-rRNA). The transcript is spliced from 21 exons. The coding region runs from base 152 to 2209 and encodes 685 amino acids. Gene Ontology annotation, molecular function: protein binding. Lineage: Eukaryota; Metazoa; Chordata; Amphibia; Anura; Hylidae.